GAGUGUUCAGUUGCGUAGCCAGUCACACGCAGGUACACAGGAUACUGAGGUUGAGUUAGAGACUGAGAGAGAAAGGACAAGAGAGAGAGAACAGCCACUGGUUGCUCACAGACACUCAGGCUUCCAAGGAGGGCACAGACAGCCUGCCCUGUGUGUGGCUCCUCUCAAGGCUUCACACCAUGUUAACCUCAGAAAGGUCACCAAAAAGCUCAGGGGUCAUUACAGCAGCACUGCCAGGGACCCAGGAUUUAGACAUGACAUCAUGGAGUGAGGCAGACUUUGAGGAGAAGUGCACUUACAUUGUGAUGGACCAACCUCUGGAAGAGGAUCCCAGAAACCAAGGGAAGACACAAGCUGAGAGGUCCUUACCCAGAAACCUUGCCCUGAAACGCCGCCACAACUCAGCAGAGGUGCUUGGGGUGACCAGUAAGGAGCUGAUUCCUAAGGGGACACGUUUUGGCCCUCUGGUGGGGGAAAGCUACACAAAUGAAACACUGCUGAAAGAUGCUAACAGGAAGUAUUUUUGGAGGGUCUUCGCAGACGGGCACUUACACCACAUCCUGGAUGCUUUGAAUGAGGAGCAGAGCAACUGGAUGCGUUACGUCAACCCAGCCUUUACUGCGGAGAAGCAGAACCUGGUGGCAUGUCAGAAUGGUUUGGAUAUCUACUUCUACACCAUCAAACCACUCAAACCAGGCCAGGAGCUUCUGGUGUGGUACUGCCCUGAAUUUGCCCAGCGCUGUAAUUACCUUCCACUGGGCCAACUGGCUAUUGACAGUGUUGAACAGAGUCAAGCUCAGAAGAAGACAACAGAAAAACGAGGGCACAGUGUCUCAGAAAUCCUCCAAAAUGAGCCUUCUAAAUCUCUGACUGCCUGUUCCAGACAUCCAGAAAGUCCUUUGUCUCAGACCUACCUCUCAGCAGUUUUUCCUCUGUGUCCUUGUGUUGUGUACCCAAUCCAGCCUCUCUCAGAAUCUAUCCACGGUAGUGGAUAUGCACAUUUAUCACAUCUGCCAUCCUGUAGCCCUCCAGCCGCCAAAAGGCCAGCUCUAAGUAGCCCUGUCCCCUCUAGUUUGCACUUUCAGCACAGUCAUGGCCCUGUCAUAGCAAAACCUUACCCAGAGCUCUCUCUGACUGAUCAUUCUGCUCUGAAGCACGCUCCCUAUCUCUUGCCUCCCUUCUCACUUGGCCUUAACAGCAUUCUACCUCAUUCAUACCCAUUCUACAGUGAUCAACUGAAACCUCACGUAACACUCCCAUCUCAUUUAUUGCCUUUUGAUGGCUAUGUACACCUCUUCCAUCCUCUAGCCAAUGGACACAAAGACUUGACCCUUGUACCAUCCAGUACCAAACAAGACCUCAUUCUUUCACCAACCAGUCAGGACCAAGACAACAAGGACCUCAUAUACAAAAGGACAAACUACCUCAGAAUCCCUUCAGAUGACUUGAGAGAUUUCAAAGACUCCCCUUCCAGCAAUGUCAACACAGACCUCUCUAUACCCGUCACAUCCAGUGCCCCAUCCAUGGUCACCUCACUGUACGGAGCACUGCCCUCUCUUGCACCUGGAGGAUGCUCACCACCAGUGGGCAUGCCCGCCUCCUCGGACUGCCUUCCUUCUAAGCCUACUUCAGCUGCUCAGAGCAAUACUGAAGAUGCAAUAAAUUGCAGGGAAACCAAACAAGAGGGGCAGAUAAUUGGAUACAAGACCUUGUCUUACCCUCUCACCAGGCAGAAUGGAAAGAUCCGGUAUGAGUGCAAUGUCUGUGGAAAGGUCUUUGGGCAGCUGUCCAACCUUAAGGUCCAUCUGCGAGUACACAGUGGAGAACGUCCCUUCAGAUGUGAAACCUGCAACAAGAACUUCACUCAACUAGCCCACCUGCAGAAACACUACUUGGUUCACACAGGAGAGAAGCCACAUGAAUGCAAGGUAUGCCAUAAGCGAUUCAGUAGCACAAGUAACUUGAAGACCCACCAGCGACUACACUCAGGAGAGAGGCCUUACCAGUGCAAGCUCUGCCCAGCCCGUUUUACUCAGUUCAUCCACCUCAAGCUCCACAAACGCCUCCACACUGGAGAACGACCUCAUCGGUGCCCCCACUGCCCCUGUGCCUAUCUCCACUACUACAGUCUUCAGGUGCACCUCCAAGGCUUCUGCCCUCUCUUGCCCUUGGCCUCCCAUGUACACUCGCCAGAGAAGCUACACCGAGUCAACUCUGAGAUCGAGAGGUUUGACAUGAGUGAGGAGGCAGAGCAGCUGGAAGCCAUGGCUGCAGAGGCUGAGCUGGACAAGGGAAAUAUUAUUGAUCUAAUACAGAAGAUGGAGUCUCACACCUCACACCAGCAUGAUGGUGCCAGAGAGGAGACUGAGCCGAACAGCUACAAAUCAGUAAAGGAGCAUUCUGAUGUUCAGCUGCAUCAUGGCCGCCCUCUACCUCUGCAUCGAACCAGAAUCAAGAUGGAAUCAGGCUGCAUAUCAAAGUCCUAAAACAGCAGUGCUAAUCCACUCAUAUAAUCCUUACAGGUCAACUCAGCGGCUGUUUGUUACUGCCCUAUUUGAAGUAAAGCCUUAUCUCAAUCAUGGAUUGCCUAGUUUGUAAAGAAUCAAGUGUUUACCCAUGUGGACUGGGACCAAUGAUUUAACAGAUUUAAUAUAUACACUAACAAUCAAAAGUGUGGACACACCUUCCUUUGAAUUGAAUGGGAAAGAAUGUUCAGACUUUUGACUGGUAGUGUAUAUCUUUAAUUUAUUGCCUUCUGCUAAUAUCAUUUUUAUAAUGUAUAUAAAAACAGAUUUGUUACAUUUUAUUCUAUUUGUUUUGUAUACCUGGAACAUCUUCUUGGAACAAUAACAUGUGAUUAUGCAUAAACAAAAUUUAGCUUUUAUUUGUGGUUUCAAUGUGCGAGAAGGAGUGUUUCUGUUUGUGUAUGCAGGCGUAUUUAUGUCUCCCAGUUAAAGUGAAAAUUGCUGUACAGGCAUGGUGUAAAUGAGCUAAGUGUUAAAGUAAUAACAGCUGUUUGUGUGGGGCUUAGAUACUUGUCUUUGUGUGAAUGCGUUGUGCUGGUGUGGGGAGUUGGUGACGUAGGAAAAUAUCCUGUUAUGAGUCUUAGGGUACUCAACAUCAGUAUGUGUUAAUCAGUCACCCUGGAAACAAAAAGAAAACAAACUCCAAAACACACACACAUGACAAAAUUAUCUAUAGCAAUAUGAUCCUGCCAUUAAUCUUGUAUGUACACCUCCAUAUUUCAGUAUCGGUAUUAAUCAGUUGGCAGACAAUAAACCCACAAGGGAUGACUCUACAGUUUAUUCUGAGAUAUAAAAACACAGAUGGUAGAUUAUUUCUGAGUAAUGCUUCUGUUAACUAAAACACAACAGUAAAAAUAGA
Monopterus albus (swamp eel) is the source of this 3384-nucleotide messenger RNA. RefSeq names its product PR domain containing 1c, with ZNF domain (gene prdm1c). NCBI's taxonomy places the organism in Eukaryota, Metazoa, Chordata, Actinopteri, Synbranchiformes, Synbranchidae. Gene Ontology annotation, cellular component: cytoplasm; nucleus. The transcript has 7 exons. Gene Ontology annotation, molecular function: protein binding; DNA-binding transcription repressor activity, RNA polymerase II-specific; RNA polymerase II cis-regulatory region sequence-specific DNA binding. The coding region runs from base 180 to 2486 and encodes 768 amino acids. Gene Ontology annotation, biological process: cell fate commitment; regulation of transcription by RNA polymerase II. The record is from RefSeq and is a predicted model, not a curated record.